AUGUACGACUCGUUGACAGGCGUCAACAGUGACAAAUCUAUUGAUAUAAAAUAUUUUGACUUGACAAAAGCGUUCGAAAAGGUUUGCUACGAUAAAUUAAUUAGCAAACUGAAUGGUGUGCCACACGGAGGAGCACUUUCACCAUUACUGUUCUUGAUUUACACAUUGGACCUGCCAAAAAUUCUCAAGGUCCAUCCCAGUAUUGAGGUUAAAAUGUUUGCUGAUGCUAGUAAGACACAAAAUGCUAAGCUUAUCCAUCGAGAAGAUGGUGUGUUGGUCCACAGACUGGGAACCCCCCUCAAUUUGGAUAGAACUGUACAUCUCCAUCUGGGACCCUGCUCACCCAUCCCGUAUCAAGUUGAUGGAACAUUUAUAAAGCUAGAAUGCUCUGUCAAGGACCAGGGGAUUCUUUCUGAUGUUUGGCUGGCAUUUGAUGGGCAUAUUGAGAUGGUCGUGAAAAAGGCCAUGAGGUGCCUUUUCCUGGUAUUAAGGAAUGUGCAAUGUAACGACCCCAGUCUCCUUGUCAGGCUGCGCAACAUUUACAUCCGGCCUCAUCUAGAGUAUGGAUUCAUUGUGUGGAGUCCCUGGAUGAAAAAACACGAGAACAGGUUGGAAAGAGUGCAAAAAACGUUUACUAAGCUCGCGUUCUACAGGUGUUUUCCUAAUUCUGAAUACCCCCUGGCACUUCCAAUCUACCAAGAUCGCCUGAGAGCGCUGAACAUGAGGAGUCUGAAAUACCGAAGAAUUUUAAACGACAUUAACGCUUUCCGCAUUUUUAGGAGAGAGAAAAUUAGCAGCCAGCAAAUACUGGAUUUUCCGACCGUACAGAGGGAUGAGUGUGGAAUCACAAUCCACCACAAGAAAUUAGAGCGACAUCGUUUUAACAUUGUGUUUCAUUAUUUUUUUUCGAGCGGCCAGUGGCUGCGCAUGCUACCCCGUGAUAACUUACUUGCUGCUUAA
Molecule: messenger RNA, 960 nt
Organism: Cooperia oncophora
Lineage: Eukaryota; Metazoa; Nematoda; Chromadorea; Rhabditida; Trichostrongylidae
Source: the annotation of a GenBank genome assembly